AUAGUAUGUAUAUUUCUCAUGUAAGCGUGUGCAUACGACUGUGUGAGUGUGUGUGUGAGUGUGUGCUGUGUGCGUGUCUGUAUGCGAACGAUUUGAUUCCGAUUUUAAACAAUACAAUCUACAUUUUUUUCCAAACAAUUUGGACGACUUGGAUGGAACGAUAGAGUAGGACGAAACAAUUCAGUAAUCCGAAGUUUCAAAACCGAUCUUUGCAGAAAACAGGCUAAGUCGACCUCACACGAUAACGAUGAUAAUUGUGUGUUAUUUUUAAUCGACUGUUAAUUUUAUUUAGGCAUGAAAUUAUAUAUACAGUAAGUAGCGAAGUGACCUGCCGGAAGCGAGAUGUUAUGGCAGUUUAGCGACCGAAGACUUUUGUUUCUUCAGCUGUAGUUUCUGAGUGUACGCUCUUUUGUGUGUAUGUGUGUGUAUGCAUGUGUGUCUGUUUGUACUUGAGUGCAAGUGUGCCUUUUGAUAAGUGCGCAAAACUGUUUGCUAAGUUUGGUGAACAUACUGCACGUCGAUAGUCAUGUAUAGCCAACUUACAGUACUUCAGUAAAACAGCAAAAAAAGUUUUAUAGCAGAAGCCAUACUUAUCAGAAAUACAAGGAUGAUGAAGACCUUAACGAAAAAGCUGAGAAGACAUUCUCUCAAUGAAAUACACCCUUUUCAGUUGAAGAUCUCCUACCACGGCAGUGAGGAGGGAUGGGAGAGCGAGGACUCGGAGGGGGAGAACCAGGAGCUGGCACAGAUCGACAGGGAGCGGCGGCGGAACUGCGGCCUGACCCCGCUGGCCACCAGCCAGCAGUACAACCAGGGGGCGCUGUCCCCGGCCCGGCUGCGCCGCCUCCGCCUGCUCCUGGACCCGGCGCGGGACCGCCACAGCUCGGAGGAGGAGCUGGAGCGCAUCAUCCGCGCCGAGGACAGGAAGUGGGCGGAGCACAGCAGCAGCGCCUCCAGCGACGAGGAGGUGAAGGACCUGUGCGGCCCCCCCGCGGACCAGGGCCCCCGCCUCGCCCUGGCCCCCAGCCCCGUGCUCUUCAGCGCCUCCCCCCCGCCCCACCACGGCCUGCGGCCCCCGUCCCGCGGGCCCCCCAGGCCCCUGCUCCUCGGCCACUUCGAGCCGCCGGCCGCGCCCUACCGCCGCCACCGCCAGGGGUACGCCGGCGAGCAGCGCAGGCCCAGCCUGGACCUGGAGAAGAUGCAGCAGAAAAUGCUGCUGAAGAAGAACGGCGGAGGGAAGACGAGGACCAUAAAGAUUCGGAACCUGAGCGGAAGCCGCCCCCCACCCAGGUACGCCUACGACCCCUCCGUCUUCGCCUUCCGCUCUCUCAGCACCGUCCCGCCCCGGAGCCCCCUCACCCCACAGGAGGAACUGGCCUGAGGCCGGCCCGGACCGGACACGCCCCACGUGUGGACUCUCGCUGACCAGAAAAAGCCAAAAAAAAAAAAAAAAAAAAAAACGGAUAUCAAAAGCAAUAUAUAUAUAUUUUUUGUUAAGAUUCCCUUUCAGUCCAAGUUUGUCUAUCUGACCGGAAUAUUACUUUAAGAAAAAUAUAUUGUUAAUAAUAAUAAUAAUAAUAAUAAUAAUAAUAAUAAUAAAAAAAACAGGUAAAUCGGUGGCCAGGGUGUGGAGGACUGACCAGCAGGGCGGGAAUCGUUCUUUCACUCUUAGCCUUUGACCCAAUUACUCUCAGGUAUCCCAUUUGAUAGACAGCGGCUUCGCCUAGGCUACCGCUGGCUACAAAACUACAAAGACCAGCAUGCAGCAGAAGAUUCAUCCCCACACUGGGGAAGACUUAUGCCCAGGAGCUGGCGGGGGCUGUUUAGCAUUUGAAGGCCUACAGUACCCAGUCAAAUGGGCGCUCAGCUCCUAGGAUAUUUCAGGUAUUUUAUUCACCAUUGGCUUUGUUUCAGGCCCCUCCCCCCUGCGCUCACAUCAAUCUUAGCCCCGUAGGUUCUCUCUCACGGGAAGCAUGUGAGCUUGAGGAGAUGAAAGAACGGCACAAAUCCUAUGUUGUGGGGGAAAAAAAAAAAGACAGAGGAAUUUAAGUUUUCUGUGUAUGGACAAAACAGCACACAAACUGUGCACCCUUAAGACAAUCUGUGGGUUCCCCUUGAGUUUUCAGAGGCAAACACCUGACUGAACCCCCCCCCCCCAAAAAAAAGAAAAUAGAAGUGCUUUAAUGAACCCCCGUUUCCACUGUAGCGCCCAGCUGAUCCGAUGUCAUCACACUCAGAGCAGAUACUGCUUUGUGUACUUACAGUGACUGAGACUGACCGUUGUUGGGACAGACCCUAGGAGUGCGUUUUCUUUCCAGGCCACGCGACGCGAGUGGUUUGCUGAAAGGUGAUUGGGCCGAUCAUCGGACCACUUGAACUGCAAGUAGACUCUGUGUAGGCCAUGUACAUCCUGCUUCACUGACUUACUGUACUGUAACAGCACACAGAAUGCACGCGACAAGGAGAUCGGUGCUGUACUGGAGGAUCUGCGAAGGCCUGUUGGAGGAGGGGGGGAAAAAUUAAAAAAAAGAUGCACCUUGAAUCCAAGAUGAAAGGAAGCUGGUGGAGGAUGUUCCUGUUCAGAAGCCAGGGUCAUAGCCCCGAGGCUUCUGUAAAGACGUGUGUGAGCUCUCCUGGACUGUUCGGGAGACAGGAAGUGGGCAGGAAGUGGGCAGCCAGUGAACCAGCCUAAUGCUCUCCCACCUUUUCCUCUCUGGCUUUGAAUGUAAAAAAAAAAUAAAAAAUAAAAAAAAAGCAUAAAUAAAAGGUUGACGCACCUAACCCAGGAUAAGGAGAGUAGAGAUCGUAGUUUUGAAUGUGUUAUCUGUUACAAAGAGGACUUAUUUAUGCGCACGAAUGUAUCCACGUACUGAUCGGACGAGAAGCACUGAGAUCAAACUGCAGAACGAAGGCUGUAAGGCGAGCGUGGCGGAGUACGUUCUGCGAGUACGACUGUAACGCAGUAAGAGCGAAAGGGGGAAUCUCCCCCUCCCCCUCCCCGUGUCUCUGUUUGUCGCUUGCGUUCAAACGUAAUAAAUGGAGAAAUAAAGGCUCGUGUUUCUUCGC
This is a messenger RNA of Anguilla rostrata (American eel), 3066 nucleotides long. RefSeq lists its product as uncharacterized. The record is from RefSeq and is a predicted model, not a curated record. Bases 608 to 1381 code for a protein of 257 amino acids. Lineage: Eukaryota; Metazoa; Chordata; Actinopteri; Anguilliformes; Anguillidae. The transcript has 5 exons.